UAAACAUAAAAAACCAUACAAAGUACUAGAAUCAGAAAAAACAAUGUCUUUGAUAUCAAUAACAAAAGAUGCCAUAUUGCUAUCUAGUACCAUAGUAGUAUAGUUGAAGAGAAAGCUUUCAUUCUUCACUCUCUUUAAAAAACAGUAAUGGAACUAAACUGAUAGGUAUGGCUACUACUACACGUGUUCUCUUUGUUUCCGCUACCACACAUUUUCCCAACCAAUGCCAUAAAUGCUCCCCAGUGGCGAAGUCAAUUCCUCUACCAGUUUCCUCUUCCUCAUUAACCCUAUCUUCUUCUUAUUCUACUUCAUCUCUUUCACUUCCAACAUUAAGAAAAACUCUUAAGGGUGUUAAGAGAGUUGGAAUUAGAACAAGUCCUGUUGUUGCCAUGGCUCAAUCUUCAAAGACUACUGUGCUUGUUACCGGUGCUGGUGGUCGCACAGGACAACUGGUUUAUAAGAUAUUGAAAGAGAGGUCAGACCAAUAUGUGGCUAGAGGGCUAGUUAGGACAGAAGAAAGCAAGCAGAAGAUUGGUGCUGCAGAUGAUGUUUUUGUUGGUGAUAUAAGAGAUGCUGAGACUCUUGUUCCUGCAAUUCAAGGUAUAGAUGCUCUCAUUAUUCUUACAAGUGGAGUACCAUUGAUGAAACCUGGAUUUGAUCCAACACAAGGAAAUAGACCAGAGUUUUAUUUUGAUGAUGGUGCAUACCCGGAACAGGUUGACUGGAUUGGGCAGAAAAAUCAAAUUGAUGCUGCUAAAGCUGCAGGAGUAAAGCAGAUUGUGUUAGUAGGAUCUAUGGGUGGAACAGACCUUAACAAUCCUUUGAACAGCUUGGGUAAUGGGAACAUAUUGGUUUGGAAGAGAAAGGCCGAGCAAUAUCUGGCCGAUUCUGGUAUUCCAUAUACGAUUAUAAGGGCUGGUGGCUUACAAGACAAAGAGGGAGGUAUCCGGGAACUCCUCGUAGGGAAGGAUGACGAGCUUCUAAAGACUGAAACCAGAACUAUAGCUAGACCUGAUGUUGCAGAAGUCUGCAUUCAGGCACUGAAUUUUGAGGAGGCUCAGUUUAAGGCAUUUGACUUGGCAUCUAAGCCUGAGGGAAAAGGUUCACCAACAAAGGACUUCAAGGCUUUGUUUUCUCAGAUUACUACUCGUUUUUAAAUUCGGGUGUCGUUUAUGUUAUCUUAAAAUCCUUCUAACUUACAUUCUGGAUUGAACGGUAAAUCUAUUACUAUAUCUAAAGCAAAUUCACAUUGUGUUUUGGCAAUUUAGAAAAUGUUUGUUUCUUAAGCAAAUUAUAGACUUCCUCAGUUAUGUAAUCUUUGAGAAAAACUCAUGUCUACUUAUCAAUGCAUCAAUUCAUUAUCUUCA
This is a messenger RNA of Lathyrus oleraceus (garden pea), 1367 nucleotides long. RefSeq lists its product as uncharacterized. Bases 168 to 1157 code for a protein of 329 amino acids. The transcript is spliced from 7 exons. Gene Ontology annotation, cellular component: chloroplast. Gene Ontology annotation, molecular function: oxidoreductase activity. Lineage: Eukaryota; Viridiplantae; Streptophyta; Magnoliopsida; Fabales; Fabaceae. The record is from RefSeq and is a predicted model, not a curated record.